AUGGCUGGUCCUUGUAAUCCUGUUUGGAAUUAUUUUCAUCGCAAUGAAAGUACGGCCACUUGUGUAGUCUGCAUGAAGGAAUUGUCUUUGGGGAGUCCUUUGCCAAAAAACCAAACUGUAAGCAGCAUUAAAAAACACUUGGAAAAAGUUCAUCCUCACGAGUAUGCCGCCUUUCAUACACUGGAAAAAGAGUAUGUACAGCACAAAUCGCAAAAUGUUAAUUUAAAAAGAAGAGCCAAACGGAAAAGACUCAAAGAGCGCAAGGAAGCAAUAGAAGGUCCCAAAGAACGCAAGAAGCCGGGCAGGAAACGUAAAAACGAAAAAAAUUCAGAGUCAGAAGAUACUGAACAUAAAAGUUUAAAUAUUGAAAUAGUCGUAGAUGAUCCCUUAGUUGUAAACGAACAGGACGAACAUAUGGUGGAUAUGGCUAGCGUUGAUAUCAAUAAUGUAAAAAUGGAGCAUUGCAAGAAAUCACCUAUUAAGUCUAGCGAUAUUGCUGUAAAUAAGAGAAUAGAUAAGAUGAUAUUAGAUCUCAUGGUUGUUGAUUUGUUACCCUUUAAUAUUGUAGAAGGAUCGGCAUUUAGGCGUCUACAUUUGGCAGAUCCUUGUAGACUUAACAAAUAUUCUGUUAAACCAGCAAAUUAUUAUAAAAAUGAUCUCUUGCCGGAGACAUAUGAUUCAAUAAAAAGAAAGGUUCUACAAUCAUUAGAACAAGCAGAAUGGAUAUCGUUAAGCACCACUCAAUGGUGGCACAAAAUGAAAUCCUGUUGUCUGCAAGUCAUUAGUGGACAUUUUCUACACGAAAAUCAAAAACACAUGGUGGUACUGGAAGUACGUCCUCUAGAAUCUCCGCAAGUAAUAACACCGAACAUUUUGGAUUUAAGUCGAAAAUUUAACAUUGUUGACAAAAUACAUUUGAAUAUAGUAAAACAAAAUGAGGAUACUUCUACUGAAUGGUUUACCACAUUGGAAUGCUCAGACUAUUUACUGCAAAAGGUUAUACGUGAAGCAUUGUUUUCAGCAGAUAUUAUCGAGAUUAUCAAACAGAAAUGUAGUAGCAUUAUUGAACAUUUUAUAGGUAAUCAACUGGCCACACAAAAUCUAAACGAAUGCCAAGAAUUAUGUGGACUUAAUCAUUAUAAUUUCAUUACAUCCCCACAAACCAGUUGGACAAGUACCUAUUUAAUGUGGGAGAAAUUAAUAGAACAGAAGCCAGCCUUGGAAAUGUAUAUACAACAGUAUGGCGACAUUCAAGUGCCCUCAGAAUAUGAAUGGCAACAGAUUGAAUAUCUGGUGAUAUUGCUGAAAAUAUUCUACCAGGCUUGGAUAGAUCUUAACUCCGAGGCGGCCUGCGUCUCUCUCAUUAUACCUUUGCUGACUAUGUUAAAUUCAAAAUUAGAACUUAAACUAACAGAUUCCACGGAUCUGCAAUACUACAAAAAAUCAUUAAAAUCUCAAUUAAAUCAAUAUUUCGCAUUUGCUCAUCAAUCGUCUUCACUAAUCAUAGCGACUCUACUAGAUCCACGUUUUAAAAUGCGCUACUUAAAUGAGCAACAGUUGACAUCAUGUCAUGCCGAAAUGACGCACAAUUUAAGACUUUCAUUAAAUUUAGAUGAAGAUUCUCCAAAUCCCUCUUACAAUACAUUACCAACCAAUAAUUAUAACUACCAUAACACCUCUGAUCUUUGGGAGUCGCACGAUUCGACCACCAUAACUGAAAAUAAUACAAAUGAAAGCGUUUUUAUGGCCUUUGAACAACAAUUGAGUUUUUAUCUUAAAGAGCCACUGAUAGCAAGGAAUGGUAAUAUUUAUCAAUACUGGAAUGUAACACCCUAUGAAUAUUUGCGAAAAUUGGCUUACAAGUAUUUAACGGCGCCUCCGACUCGUUUAGCUUAUAAUGAGACAAUUUGCCAAGUGGGAAACCUGUAUGCGGAACGAAGACUGGCUUUAAAAGAUCAAGAUGAUGAAAAGCUUUUGUUUAUGUCGUGUAAUAUAAAAUUAUUUAAUUUUGAAUACUAG
Molecule: messenger RNA, 2019 nt
Organism: Lucilia cuprina (Australian sheep blowfly)
Lineage: Eukaryota; Metazoa; Arthropoda; Insecta; Diptera; Calliphoridae
Product: zinc finger BED domain-containing protein 4
Exons: 1
Coding region: 1-2019 (672 amino acids)
Molecular function (GO): DNA binding
Source: RefSeq, a predicted model, not a curated record